Molecule: messenger RNA, 2872 nt
Organism: Aquila chrysaetos chrysaetos
Lineage: Eukaryota; Metazoa; Chordata; Aves; Accipitriformes; Accipitridae
Gene: CCDC33
Product: coiled-coil domain containing 33
Exons: 20
Coding region: 18-2177 (719 amino acids)
Cellular component (GO): peroxisome
Source: RefSeq, a predicted model, not a curated record
UUUCCUUUCACACCCUCAUGUGCGCAGAUAAAUUGCUCCUGGACCGGCGGGAUGCAGGGAUGACCUUGGCGCGCCGGAGCCAGACUGGCAGAGGGGAUGAGCAGAAGGCAGAGGCGACCCAUGCAUCCUUGGUGCCCACCCACGCGCCCACCUGGGAGGAGGAGGUGAUGGUGGAAAUGGAUGCUGAAGAUGCGGGCCGGGCAGCCCUGACUCUCACCGUGGCAGACAAAGCCACCAAGGAGGAGUUGGGGACCUUCCAGCUGCCAGUGCGGCACCUCCAGCCCUUCCAGCCCCACCAUUGCAGGCUGGUGCUGCCGAGGACGCGGGACGCCGCCGGGACGGUCCUGCACGUCACCCUCAUCCGCAAAAGGAGCUUCAUCCCUCGCUGUGCUGGAUUGAGCUAUGUGGCCUUGGAGGUGCUGCUGCGGGGGCUGUCGGCCCCCCUGGCCGCCCCCCCCGGGGCCCUCGUCGCCGUGGCCAGAGUUGUGACCAAUGUUCAGGAGUACAAGCAUCGCAUGGAGGAGCACCCCACCUCCCGUCCCGGCAUCAGCCCCACCACCAUCACAUUCCCAGACCCUCCGGCAGCAGCCUUCAGCAUCGCCCCAGUUGCCAACCACGGCCGCCCGCAGAUGUCCCGACCAGCCGGGCCCCCAGAGCAGCCGACCUGGGACACGUCCUUCCUCUUCCAAGGCCGAGACGUGGCCACCCUCUUCUCCGAAGACACCGCCCUGGCUAUCGAAUAUUAUCCGUACAAAACCAUGUGGGAUGCUCCAGGCACCCUCAUUCCCAUGGGAUACUCGGUGCUGCCCCUCACCAGCCGUGUUUUCCGAGAGCUGGCGGCACGGAGCGGCGAGAUGCGUGUGGACGGCCUCGCCGUGCAGGGCACGGACCUCAAAACCACGUCUGGGGCCAUUCCGACCGUGGGGCUCUGCCUGCAGCUCCUUCGAUCGGAGAGACCGGCGGCGUUCCUGACCCCGUCGGGCAGUGAUGCCCUCCCCAGCCUGGACCCCGCCGCCGCCAGCACGCUCGAGAGGGGUGAAGAGCUGCGGGCAGCCCCCGUGCGCCCGUUUUCUCGCCAGCUCCACCGAGACGAUGUGUCCCUCCCAGCGGCCGAUGCCGUGGCCAGCAUCCUGCCUGGAAAGCAGCUGUUCCCGCACGGGACAGGAGCACCAUCGGAAGAGCGGAGAUCCCAAGAGCUCAUCGGGGACGAGCAGGAGCCGGUGAGUGCCGAGGAGACGGGAGGAGCUGGGGGCACCGGGGGGGACAGCAGCGUCCCCAGAGCGGGUCCUGGCUCCCGUGGGGACCGAAGCUCUACGCUGCCGGAGGCGAGCAGCUACCGUCUGGCGCUGAAGCGGAUGGCCGGGGACCUCCUGUCCCUGCGCCAGCACGUCACCAGCCUAGAGGUGGAGAACGGACACCUACGGCGCAGCCUGGCCUCGCAGGAGGAGCUGGGCCACACUCUGCUUGCCGACGUGGACCUGGACGUCAUGACGCGGGAGGAGCUGCUGGACAGGCUCGCCACCCUCAAGCACAAGCUGGUGGCCGGUACGGCGGAGAUGAGGAGGCUGAAGGACCGUGUCCAACGGCUGCAGAACGAGCUGAUCCGGAAAAAUGACCAGGAGAAGGACCUGGUGCUGCUCCAGCGAGCCCACCGGCAGCAGCAAGCCGUGCUGAGGAGGUGCCAGGAGAAGGCGGCCAAGACAAAGAGCUUAGAGGAGACGGUGCGGCAGCAGGAGAAGGUGAUCGAGGCGAUGGAGCGGGUGCUGCGGGAGAAACUCGCCGGGGCGGGCAGGAGUACUGAGAAGCCAGCGGGCGAAGCCCUCUCCGGGGAGAUGUACGCCGUGCUGCUGGCCGAGAACCGCAGGCUGCGGGAGGACCUGGCGAGACCCCCCCACCUCUUGCCCCCCGUCAUCCCGCAGCCCCCAACCUUGCCGGGUGGUUUUGGGCGUGCGGAGAAGCUGUCUCUGCUGGCCAGGCUGGAGGAGGCGCAAGCGCAGAGGCGGGUGCUGGAGAGGCAGCUGGAGGAGGCGGCGAGGAGGUGGGGACGGGAGAAGCAGGAGCUCGGCACUCGGCUGCUGGAGCGGGAGCACGGCUUCCCCUACGCCCCCACCACGCACUUGCCGGCAAUCUCCACAGCCCCCCUGAGAAGACCCCAGCCCCUGGCCCCCCUGCCCUAGCCUGCACCUGGCGAGAGAGACGGAGAAACCUAAAACGCCGGCAAAAAAGGAGCCGGUGCUUUUUCGCAAGAUGAAAUUACAGAGUAAAUCAGAGGCAAAGCAAAACAUUAGAGGGUGUCGGAGGAGCACGGCCGCGGUCCCCAGUGUGGUCCCUGGGGACCCCCCCCCCCCCCGAGCAACUGGAGGGGUGCAGCAGCACCCACCCACCCUGCACUCCCUUGGGGGGUUACGGGGGUGGCGGCGGGGCUGGGGGUUUGCUCCGGUUUAUCUCCCCUGUGGCGUAAGCGCAGCCUUGAGCGGGCUGGAGCGAAGGCAGGGAUGCGCCAAGCCAAGGCUGUGGCCGUGAAAGCGUCCCAGCCGUCCCCCAAAUCACAUCCCCGGGCCGGAGACUGGCUGUAAGGAGCUGAAAGCGGUGCCGGGCUGUCGGGGAUGGCUCCCAAACUGGGACGGGCUGGGUGUCCCCCAGGAUUGGGCUCCUCACGCCUGGGACUCGAGCGGCCGUAAGGUCAAGUAGAUGGGUUUGUCCGGGAUCAGGAUGAGAUCGAACUUGGUCCCAACUUCCACCGCUCUCAUGGUUUCGAUCUUGAAGUUCUCCAGGAUCUGGGGUGGAAGAGAAAAGAGCGGAUGGAAAAUGCUGGAGGUACCAAAACCCACGUGCCACCUCCCGGGUCCCUUCCAGCGCCAAGUCCCCAGCG